Aspergillus alliaceus is the source of this 2775-nucleotide messenger RNA. Its product is annotated as citrin. The transcript is spliced from 4 exons. NCBI's taxonomy places the organism in Eukaryota, Fungi, Ascomycota, Eurotiomycetes, Eurotiales, Aspergillaceae. Gene Ontology annotation, molecular function: calcium ion binding; L-glutamate transmembrane transporter activity; L-aspartate transmembrane transporter activity. Gene Ontology annotation, biological process: malate-aspartate shuttle; aspartate transmembrane transport; L-glutamate transmembrane transport. The record is from RefSeq and is a predicted model, not a curated record. The coding region runs from base 157 to 2244 and encodes 695 amino acids.
UUCAUAUUCCCGUUCUUUGCCCUUUUGGUUCCCUUCCUUGUGAAUCUUAUCAUAUCUUGAGGCUUGAAUCCUUUGGUGGAUUUGCUUCAAUUGCGCGUGUCCUUUCCUUCGUUUUGCGUUCCCGUUGAUAUUAUACAUAUAUAUAAAUAACUCACAAUGACCGGGGUCAAGGACGCGGUAAAAGAGUCCUUGGUUGGCUUCAGUACGGAUCUGUCACAACCAUCACACCAGGCGAAGACCACCUUCCACCGUCACGCCCACAAGGAUGAAGCUUCCGGCGAUCUGUACAUGACCGAAGAUGGUUUCAUUGAUGCCAUCGCCCCAAAGCAUGAGGAUUUUCACAAAAUCAAGCGGGAACAUUAUGGAAUCCUCUUCCGAGUUGCGGAUCGCAAGCAGACCGGCAAGCUCAGUCUCAGCGAUUGGGCAACCUUCGAGAACCUCCUCUCCAAGCCCGAUGCCGAAUAUGAGAUCGCCUUCCGCUUGUUCGAUACCGACGGAACCGGCACCGUGAAGUGGGAAACCUUCAAGAACCUAUAUAAUGUGAACAAGAAAGAGGACAGCAUUCCCUUUGAUUGGAACUCGGAAUGGGCCUCUCUAUACACCGGACGCACCAAGAGUCGCCAUGACAUGACCUACCCCCAGUUCGCGCAAAUGCUCCGAGGCUUGCAGGGGGAGCGUAUCCGCCAGGCGUUCCACAUCUUCGACAAGGAUGGGGAUGGCUACAUUCAACCCGAAGAAUUCCAGCGCAUUAUCCUGGAAACUUCGAAACACAAGUUGUCCGACUACGUGCUGGAACACCUCCCCAGUCUGUGCAACAUCUCCGCCGGCUCCAAGAUCUCUUACGCAACCGUGCGUGCCUUCCAGAAUAUCAUGCGCGAGAUGGACAUGAUUGAUGUCAUUGUGCGUGAAGCGGCCCUGAAGAGCGACGAUGGGAAGAUCACCCGCGCCGACUUCCUGAAUGAGGCCGCCCGCAUCACCCGCUUCUCGCUGUUCACCCCAAUGGAAGCCGACAUCCUUUUCCACUUCGCCGGCCUGGAUGCGCCGUCCGGCAGACUUUCUCAGAAGGAUUUCGCCAAGGUCAUCGAUGCAUCAUGGCGGAUGCCCCUUGCGAUUGCGGGCCAGGCCGUCUCCACCGCUCACAAGGCGGCGGACAAGACCAAAUCGGUCCUGUAUAACGUGUUGGAGUCGGUUCACCACUUCGCACUGGGCAGUCUGGCGGGAGCGUUCGGCGCCUUCAUGGUCUACCCCAUUGACUUGGUCAAGACUCGGAUGCAAAACCAGCGGUCAACGCGGGUCGGCGAAAGAUUGUACAACAACUCCCUGGACUGCGCACGGAAAGUGAUCCGGAACGAGGGUUUCACCGGCCUGUAUUCCGGAGUGGUGCCUCAGCUGAUCGGUGUUGCGCCGGAGAAGGCUAUCAAGCUGACCGUCAACGACUUGGUCCGUGGACAUUUCACCAAUAAGGACAAUGGCAAGAUCUGGUACCCGUACGAAAUUCUGGCCGGUGGUACGGCCGGUGGUUGCCAAGUGAUCUUCACCAACCCUCUCGAAAUCGUCAAGAUCCGUCUGCAGGUUCAGGGUGAGAUUGCGAAGAGUGUGGAGGGUGCUCCUCGUCGCUCGGCCCUCUGGAUUGUGAAGAACUUGGGACUGGUUGGGCUGUACAAGGGCGCGAGUGCCUGCUUGCUUCGUGAUGUUCCCUUCUCCGCGAUCUACUUCCCUACCUAUGCUCAUCUGAAGAGCGACUUCUUUGGCGAAUCCCCGACCCAUAAGCUCGGUGUCGUGCAGCUGCUGACCGCCGGUGCGAUCGCUGGUAUGCCCGCAGCGUAUCUGACGACUCCUUGCGAUGUCAUCAAGACUCGUCUGCAAGUCGAAGCCCGGAAAGGUGAAGUGGGAUACACUGGCCUGCGUCACUGCGCCCAAACCAUCUUGAAGGAGGAAGGCUUCAAGGCUUUCUUCAAGGGUGGUCCGGCCCGUAUCAUUCGCUCAUCUCCCCAGUUCGGUUUCACUCUCGCAUCAUACGAACUGUUGCAGAAGUGGCUGCCCAUGCCCGGGCACGAGGAGACCACCCCCAGUGGACAGAUCGAGCCCGGCGUCGGUCUUCAGGGUGCCAAGGCUCCUCUUCCCUACCUCAGAUCCCGGAAUGCUUUGAAGCUGAUCCUGGAUCUUGAUGAGAAUAUUGGCCGUGUCAAGAUUCCUCAGGCCGACAAAUGGCCCAAGUUUCUUCAAACACCAAGCACUAACUGAGCAUGACUUUGUAUUUACUAGCGACAUUUUGAUUUCGUUUCUGCUUUCCUUUCUUUGUCUUCCAUUGAAAAUACCUUCUGCUUUCAUAAUUUUUUUCUUUUGCUCUCCUUUUGGUUUAGUACCCGGGUUCUGACGCGAAGACCGUUUUCUUUUUUUGCUCUUCUGCCCGUCCGAAGGACCACCUCGCAUUUUGCACAUUGUAUCAAAAAGGAAUAGACGUGGGAAGGGAUAGAGAUAUUUUACUACUCCCAAAUUGCAUGAGAUGUCCUAGACCUUGUGAAAUUUGUGAUCGUUCAAUGGAUGUGCCAUCGCCAUGUCCAACUGUCAUUUUCUAUAUACGAAUGUACAGGUACCGAAUAUGUGAUAUGUACCUCACUUUGAUUUCAAGCGUGUGAAAUAUAUGCUUUUCUUUUUUGCAUUCGACAUCCAGGCUUGGUACUAUACAACAGAGCAAACACACUGUAGAGGUCAAAAUGACGUGGGUAUCAUAACAUUUCAGAAAAGCCGGAACACGUCUCUUCAAUAUACAGA